UUCCUCUGCAGUUGAGGAGAGAGAGUGAGUGAGACACACACACAGAGAGAGAGAACGAGAGAAAAAGAGAGAAAGAGCGAGGAAGAGAGAAAAAAAAGAGAGUGAGAAAGAGGGGUAACAUUGGGGAAAAGUCUCCCCCUCUUUUCAUUGAUUUGUCCUAAACCGUCUUGCCCCCCCCCUCUCCGGAGAAGAUGAAAUACAUCAUAGGAAUAGGAGGGGUGACCAAUGGGGGCAAGACCACUUUGACCAAUAGACUUACCCAAGCUCUCCCCAACUGUUGCGUGGUCCACCAGGAUGACUUCUUCAAGCCACAAGAUCAAAUACAAGUCGGGGACGACGGCUUUAAGCAAUGGGAUGUUUUGGCUUCCCUGGAUAUGGAGGCGAUGGUGAACACCGUGAGGGCCUGGCGAGAGAACCCCGUCAAGUUCGCCCGAUCGCACGGGGUGAACGUGUCGCACGACGCGAAGAUGCCCGACUCGGAGGACAUCGACAUCCUGGUGGUGGAGGGAUUCCUGCUUUAUAAUUACAGGCCUUUGGUGGAUUUGUUUGAUAAGCAGUACUACUUGGCCGUUCCUUAUGAUGAGUGCAAACGGAGGAGGAGUACACGUAAAUACACCAUUCCUGACCCUCCCGGUCUAUUUGACGGUCACGUCUGGCCAAUGUAUCUUAAACACAGGAAGGAAAUGGAGGCCAAUAAAGUCAACGUUGUUUAUUUGGAUGGAUUGAAGUCCCGAGAUGACCUUUAUUUGCAGGUCUUGGAAGAUAUUCAGAACACGCUCUUGAACUGUUCAUAGGAUCUGCGGGAAACAGAAAGAUCUAUGUACAGAUGUGAUGUAAAUACUUUUUUUUUUGGCAGAAGCAUGGAGAAUUGAGUUUAAAAACACCUGCUGGACAUUGUCCUUUAAGAAAACAACUUUAUGUAUAUAAUUGCACGCUAAGACAACUUAUUGACCACACAUCUGUGGGCAGUCUUUUUAUCUUCUUAUUUUAUAUUCCACUGAUUUUGCGUUUUUCAGCUGCAUUUUUAUACUUGGAUGAAGUUUGUAAAAUACUAUCGCUUAAGUCCUUUAACAAUAAUAUCUUCUGUAACUAUUUGUGUAAUAAAUACCAUAAUGUAUAUUCAAUAAAGAUUGAGACGUUUUGUAUAUCGUA
Crotalus tigris (Tiger rattlesnake) is the source of this 1152-nucleotide messenger RNA. It is a transcript of the gene NMRK2, whose product is annotated as nicotinamide riboside kinase 2. The transcript is spliced from 8 exons. Gene Ontology annotation, cellular component: cytoplasm. The record is from RefSeq and is a predicted model, not a curated record. NCBI's taxonomy places the organism in Eukaryota, Metazoa, Chordata, Lepidosauria, Squamata, Viperidae. The coding region runs from base 192 to 794 and encodes 200 amino acids.